This is a messenger RNA of Anopheles funestus (African malaria mosquito), 724 nucleotides long. It is a transcript of the gene mRpL43, whose product is annotated as 39S ribosomal protein L43, mitochondrial. NCBI's taxonomy places the organism in Eukaryota, Metazoa, Arthropoda, Insecta, Diptera, Culicidae. Gene Ontology annotation, cellular component: mitochondrial large ribosomal subunit. The record is from RefSeq and is a predicted model, not a curated record. Gene Ontology annotation, biological process: mitochondrial translation. Gene Ontology annotation, molecular function: structural constituent of ribosome. Bases 93 to 668 code for a protein of 191 amino acids. The transcript has a single exon.
CCUCAGUUUGACAUUUUACGCCACGAUUUGUUGUUGUUCGUAAACCGCGGUGUGCUCAUUUGCGUGUUCCGUAUUGUUGCGCCGGAAAAACAAUGUCCAAUUCACAUCUAUUUCUUAAAUCUGGUUUCCCACGAGCGCCACUGCAGAAUGGAAUCGGUCGUUAUGUGUGCCAGCUGCAGCGUAUCACCCUGAAGUACUGUAAAACCAGCGGUUCCAGCAAAGGAAUGCGCGAGUUUCUCGAGCAAGAACUCGUCGAUUUCAGCCGCUCCAAUCCGGGUGUAGUGGUGUACGUAAAGCCCCGGCGUCACCGGACGGCCGUAAUGUCGGCCGAAUUUUUAAACGGAGAGCGAACAUGGAUAAACUGCCGCAACAAUACGCGUGAGGAAAUAUCCAAAUGGAUCCAGGUGCUGAAACAAUCGAACGGUAGGGCGGAAGAGAUGCGCUUACGUAAACACUGGCAUACGGACGUGCCGAGUGUGCAGGGUGCCUGGACACCGUUCACCCAUCGUCAUCCGUCGACGAAUGUAACAGACUUCCCUAGCAAGCAGUUGUCGAAACUAAAGGAGGACGAACCGAGUGCCACAGAGAAACUAUUCGAGCUGUAUAUGGCGCAAAGGAAUACAUCAGCCAAGAGCGGGUCACCGACGACGCCAGAAGAAACUAAAUAAGAAACUGUUUUCUUGAAUUACUUUAAACAAUAAACAAUUAGUAGUAGUAAAAUGUA